Messenger RNA from Poeciliopsis prolifica (blackstripe livebearer), 603 nucleotides. Its product is annotated as cytochrome c oxidase subunit 8B, mitochondrial. NCBI's taxonomy places the organism in Eukaryota, Metazoa, Chordata, Actinopteri, Cyprinodontiformes, Poeciliidae. Gene Ontology annotation, cellular component: mitochondrion. The transcript is spliced from 2 exons. The record is from RefSeq and is a predicted model, not a curated record. Bases 158 to 361 code for a protein of 67 amino acids. Gene Ontology annotation, biological process: mitochondrial electron transport, cytochrome c to oxygen.
AGGAUGUCCUGCACGUACGCAGACACGCGCGCGCCCACACUAUCGCACGAGCAGAUAAAGUGAAAGGCAGUCAGUAUCUGUCACUUGUAGCUGCAGACUGCCUGGUAAGAGCUGUCACUCCUGCCUCUGUGACCACAAGCGUCCUUUACGCCUCAUCAUGUCGCUGCCCGCCGUCUCCAGGCUGUUCAGGACUGCUCUGAGGACCAGAGUCAUUCCUGCGGCCAAUCUGACGACCAAACCUGCCAAAGUAAACCUCUCUGCUGCGGAGCAAGCAAUAGGGAUAACAGCCUUUUUGUCCGCCAUCCUGAUUCCCUCUUUCUGGGUAUUGGCUCACAUUGAUGACUACAAAAAGAAGGCAUAGAGGAACUGGAAGAUGUAGGAGGAUGGAGUUCCAGUCAAUCUUUCUCCAGCAUCUGAUGAAACCAGAUGAUGGUCUUCUUUAUUCCAGUUCCAACAUUUGGGUGUUGAUAACAUUCACCAGUGCUCCAACCAAAAAACAACACAUUUAAACACAAGCAUUGUUCCGUUCUUGCUGGUGAUGUUGAUGUAGAUGGAUUAGAAUGUCAUAGUGUGCCUUAUAAUAAAUAAAAAAUGAUCACCAGA